CCCAUAGCAGGGCCCAUGGCCUCCCCGCGCCUGGGGACCUUCUGCUGUCCCACAAGGGACGCGGCCACGGAGUUCGUGCUGAGCUUCCAGCCGCGGGCGUUCCACGCGCUGUGCCUGGGCAGCGGUGCGCUCCGCCUGGCGCUCGGUCUCCUGCAGCUGCUGCCUGGGCGCCGGCACACGGGCCCUGGGGUCCCCGCCACCUCCCCGCCUGCCUCGGUCCGCAUCCUGCGCGCGGCCACCGCUUGCGACGUGCUCGGCUGCCUGGGCAUUGUAAUCCGGUCUACAGUGUGGUUAGGAUGCCCAGAUUUCAUCGAGAGCAUCUCCGAUGUGAACGGGACAGACAUCUGGCCUGCUGCCUUCUGCGUGGGGAGUGCGAUGUGGAUACAGCUGUUGUACAGUGCCUGCUUCUGGUGGCUGUUUUGCUAUGCAGUCGACGCUUACCUGGUGAUCCGGAGAUCAGCAGGACUGAGGUAUUCCCGGAGGAAACAACCAUGGGUGGAGCUGAUGGCCAUUAAGAGGCUGCAGCUGGGGGGUGUGGUUGGGUGUGAGAGGGGCCUGGACCACGCCAUCCCCCACUAUGUCACCUCAUACUUGCCGCUGCUGCUCGUGCUUGUGGCCAAUCCCAUCCUGUUCCAAAAGACGGUGACUGCAGUGGCCUCUUUGCUGAAAGGAAGACAAGGCAUUUACACGGAGAAUGAGAGAAAGAUGGGAGCUGUGAUCAAGAUCCGAUUUUUCAAAAUAAUGCUGGUUUUAAUGAUCUGGUUGGAGCUUAUCACUCUUACCCCUGCAUGCUCUACUCUGUCCGUGCCACACCAACCUGUGUGUUUCUUGUCCCCACAGGGGAUACUGAAUCCAGCCCAAGGAUUCCUCUUGUCCUUGGCCUUCCACGGCUGGACAGGAUGCAGCCUGGAGUUUCAGUCCCCCUGGAGGGAGAUCCAGUGGGAGUCACUGACGACCUCGGCUAAUGAGGGGGCUCACCCAGCUCAUGCGGGCUCCUAUGAGCCCCCUGAAAGCCCCACUUGCAGAAAGGAAUCGAGACUGGGCGGGCAGACUUCUGACGAAGCCCUGAGCAUGCUGUCUGAAGGUUCUGACGCCAGCACAGUUGAAAUCCACACAACAAGUGGGCCCCACAACAACAGGGAGGUCGGCUCUGCACCCGAAACCCAUGGAGACCUGUGAAGGCAACACUGCGGG
Otolemur garnettii (small-eared galago) is the source of this 1194-nucleotide messenger RNA. It is a transcript of the gene GPR143, whose product is annotated as G protein-coupled receptor 143. Lineage: Eukaryota; Metazoa; Chordata; Mammalia; Primates; Galagidae. Gene Ontology annotation, cellular component: plasma membrane; melanosome membrane. Gene Ontology annotation, biological process: melanosome organization; G protein-coupled receptor signaling pathway; regulation of calcium-mediated signaling. Bases 16 to 1179 code for a protein of 387 amino acids. Gene Ontology annotation, molecular function: L-DOPA binding; L-tyrosine binding; L-DOPA receptor activity. The transcript has 8 exons. The record is from RefSeq and is a predicted model, not a curated record.